Lycium ferocissimum is the source of this 2076-nucleotide messenger RNA. Its product is annotated as F-box protein SKIP22-like. The record is from RefSeq and is a predicted model, not a curated record. The transcript has a single exon. Bases 88 to 1827 code for a protein of 579 amino acids. Gene Ontology annotation, molecular function: protein binding. Lineage: Eukaryota; Viridiplantae; Streptophyta; Magnoliopsida; Solanales; Solanaceae.
UUUAUCUUGUUCAUUGCACUUAUGAGUCCUCAUCGAUCCACCUUCACCAGAACCUUCACAUAAGAAAAAAAGGUCUAAAAAUCCACCAUGAAACUCAGAAUUCGAUGCUUCGAAACCAAACAAACCCUUAAAAUCAACAUACCAUCAUCUUCAUGCACUCUUCAAGAACUCAAACAUGUCAUCUCUCAAGCAUUCCCUUCAUCAUCAUCAUCAAAUUCCAUUCAUCUUUCCUUAAAUAGAAAGGAAGAGCUUCAAAACUCUGAAGAAACACUUCAAUCAAUUGGUAUUACAUCAGGUGAUCUUAUCUUUUUUACUUACAAUCCAAAUGUGUUUUCAAUUUCAACUCAAACCCAUAUCCCCAAAUCUAACCCUAAUCAAGAUUCCAACUUGUUGAACAAAUUGGACACCCAAAUUGUUCAAGAAUGUAAAACAGUGGAAAAUAUGGACACCCAAAUUGUCCAAGAAUCUGAAACAGUGAAAAAAAUGGACACCCAAUUGAAAAACACGGACACCCAAGUUGUCCAAGAACCUGAAAAGGUGAAAAAUUUGGACACCCAAGUUGUCCAAGAACCUGAAAAGGUGAAAAUUUUGGACACCCAGGUUGUCCAAGAACCUGAAAAGGUGAAAAAUGUGGACACCCACGUUGUCCAAGAACCUGAAAAGGUGAAAAUUUUGGACACCCAAAUGGUCCAAGAACCUGAAAAAGUGAGAAAUAUGGACACCCACGAGGCGAAAACCCUAAAUUCGAUACAUCAGGGAGACGAAACAGAUGAUUUUAUGGAGGUAGAUGGAGAUUACAGUGGUGUGAAUUUGACGAAAUCGUUUAGUGUACCUGGGUUUUUAAGGAAAGUGUUCACGGAGGAGCUAAGUGAUGACGGUGGCCGUGAUCAUAAGCUGUUGGUGGUUGCACUUCACGCUGUUUUUGUCGAAUCCGGGUUUGUUCUUCUUGACCCUGUUUCGUUUACUGAGCUUAGUGGGACUCAAUUUUUGAAAAAUUGGCCUUCGGGUGCUUCACGAAUGAGACUGUUUUACACUUUGCCUGAGGUUAUUGAUCAUGUAAAACGGGGUAAUUCGGAUGUGAUUCACACUAUUGAGUUAAAGUUUCAAUCUUUAGGGAUGUUCUUUAUUGCUCAUGGGUCAUUGUCCGGUGGGGUUUCUGCGCGUAGAGUGACGUUAAACGAAGACCAAUUAGUUCCGUUUUUGAACGUCGUGUGGGCUAAUUGUGGAUUAAAUGAGGAGGUAAAUGGGGUUUCCAUAACCUCUCCGGAGAAGGAAGUGUUUAUGUUUUGGAGGAACGUGAAGGACGGGCUUGUAUUGCCAUUGCUAAUUGAUUUGUGCGAAAAGUCCGGUUUGGCGCUUCCACCGUGCUUUACGCGACUCCCGACUGAUCUAAAGUUGAAGAUUUUGGAAUCCCUUCCUGGUGUUGAGAUAGCGAAAGUGAGUUGUCUGAGCUCCGAAUUGCGAUAUUUGGGUUCGAGCGAUGAUUUGUGGAAGAAGAAAUAUGCGGAGCAUUUUGGUGAUGGUGAGAUAUCGGGAGAAGGGGGACAUUGGAAAGAGAAGUUUGUCAAGUCUUGGGAGAGUAGGAAGAGAAGGAAGGUGAGUAGUAGAAGAAGAUUUGUUGAUCCCCUGAGUUUCUUAGGGGGUCCUCAUCGAUUUCCAGGACCUUGGAGGCCACAUAUAAUUGGUGGAGAUUAUGAUCUUUUCGCUCCACAAUUUGAUAAUACCGGAAAUCCGUUUGGGCGGGCUCCACCUUCUCGACUGCUCCAUCCAUUGUCGAACCAUGUACCUCGUUGUAAUCUCGGAGGACAUAGGAGCAACUUCACUUGAUUAUGGCCUAUAUAAUCUGGAGUUUAUAGCAGUAAAUGGUAUAGUUUAUGUCUGCAAUAAGUAGUGCAAUAGGUUUCAGUUGCAAGUUUUUGUGAAUCUUUUUAUGUUUCUGUUGGAACUUUUCUCGUUUGGAGUUUGAAUGACUCUUAAGCAGUUAUGUUAGUUCUAUUUCCUUUUUUUCUGUUUGUGCUAAAACAGUGAAUGUAAUCUGGUGUCUAGCUUAUGUAUUAAAAUCCAUUUUCAUUGCAA